Drosophila serrata is the source of this 1101-nucleotide messenger RNA. It is a transcript of the gene Gr89a, whose product is annotated as Gustatory receptor 89a. Gene Ontology annotation, cellular component: membrane. The record is from RefSeq and is a predicted model, not a curated record. Gene Ontology annotation, biological process: sensory perception of taste. Lineage: Eukaryota; Metazoa; Arthropoda; Insecta; Diptera; Drosophilidae.
AUGUCACGAUUGCCGCAUGUCUGCGGUCUCUGUUUGCUGAUUCGACUUUGGCAGCUCUUGGCCUUGGCUCCUUUCCGGAUUCAGGGUCAAAGGGGAGCCAGGUGUCAUCGUUUGGUUACCCUGAGUGGGAUCUUGAGAUGGCUCCUGCUCACAUCCUUGGCACCUGUGCUCCUGUGGCAAAGCGCCGCCAUGUACGAGGCCACCAAUGUCCGGCAUUCGGCGAUCUUCAGGGGAAUUGCAUUGGCCACAAUGACGGGAGAUGUGUGCAUAUCCUUGGGUAUCCUGGGCGCCCAUCUCUAUCGUCGGCAGGAUUUGGCUCAUUUGGUGGGGUCUCUGGCCAAGUUGCAUCGUCGACGGAGGCUGAGCUGGUGGAGUACACUGUUCCUGUGGCUAAAGCUGCUCCUCUCCCUCUACGAGUUACUGUGCAAUGUGCCCUUUCUUCAGGGUGCCGGAGGACGCCUGCCCUGGUCACAGCGCCUGGCCUAUGGCCUCCAGCUCUACGUGCAACAUGUGAGCAGUGUCUAUGCGAAUGGAGUUUUUGGGGGAAUGCUCCUGAUCCUGGAGUGCUUUGGGCAGCAGGAACGUGAGCAGGAACCCAGUUUGGGGCAACUAUUGCGUAGGGAACGCAGGUGGACGAACUUGUUGCUGAGAUUCGUGAAGGUAUUUCAGCUGGGCAUCUUUCUGCUGGUCAUCGGAUACUUUGUCAACAUUCUGGCCAAUAUGUAUGCCUUUAUGUCGUACUUUGUGUCGCAACAUGGUGUUCCCCUUACGAUAUCCAACAACUGUCUGAUUGUGACCCUGCAGCUGUAUGCCUUGAUUUUGGCUGCUCACCUUUGCCAGGUGAAGGCGAGUGGCUUGCGUAGGCAGUGUCUGGAACUGGCUUAUACUCCUCAAGGACUCACACAGGAUCAGGCGGAAGCUGGAACGUCUUACCCUUUGGUCUCACCCACAGGCAGUCACAAGUUCCGAGUGCUGGGUCUCUUCUCGUUGGACAACUCUUUUUGGCUUUUCCUGGUCUCUUACGCCAUGAAUUUCAUUGUGAUUAUUCUGCAGUUCACCCUAGAGCAUAUGAAGAACUCAAGGUCGAACUCAGAUCAUUGA